AGACAGAGUCGGGGCUGCUGCGCCGUGUGCUUUCCAGUCAAAGCGAGGAGGAUCGCUGUGUCUUUAAAUACCCUUUUUACAGCUCAUUUAAUAUCGCUUAUCCACAAAAUGGUCAUUAAAGUCUUCCUGGCAUCCUCCUCGGGAUCGACGGCGAUCAAAAAGAAGCAGCAAGAUGUUGUCGGCUUUCUUGAGGCUCUUAAAAUCGAUUACGCACAGCUUGACAUUGCUUCAAAUGAGGAUAACCGAGCGUGGAUGAGGGAAAAUGUUCCCGGAGAAAAGAAGCCCACCAAUGGAAUUCCUCUUCCUCCACAGAUUUUCAACGAGGAGAUGUAUUGUGGGGACUACGACACAUUCUUUGAUGCUAAAGAGGACAACACAGUCUAUGAAUUUUUGGGUCUGACUCCUCCACCUGGAUCUAAGGAGGCACAACAAGCUGAAAAUUCACAAAAGCUUCAGAACGGAUCUGUCACAGAAGAGCAUCCUGAUGAUGACACAACAAGAAAGCCAGCUGAGGAGGAAGAGCAGGAAGAAGCAGAAGGAGAUAAGGUUGAGGACAACCAUCUGGUCUCAGAGGCAGAAGAUGAAUUGGUGUCUGAGGAGGAAGAAGAACUUCGAGAGCUUGAGGAGGAAGAAGAACACCCAUCAGAGGAAGACUAGUGCUCUGAAGCUGAGGAUUUUGGAUCUGGGUUUUCGCAAACACAGCUUGAAGUGACACCCCACAUGCCCUGGAGCCAUCAAAAAUCACCAAAAAAAUAGAAUAAAAUACCUUCACCGCAGCUUUACCCGAGCCAAAUGUGACACCACUGCAGCGGAGAAUAUGCACUCAGCACCCCAACUUCAAUCCCCCGUGACAACUGUGCCUUAUCCCAUUACUGAUGAGGCUGCAAAAUGCCUUUUUACGCUUGAGUUGCUUCAUCUUAAGUGGCGAGGUUCCAGUAAAUUUAAAGGGAUGUCUUUUUUUUUUCUUACUGUACAUAUAAAAGAUAAACUAACAUUGUGUAACUUUGUUCUGUAGAAUCCCAAAUAGUGCCGAACCACAUGAAUGUGCCGAAAAACAACACUUACAAAUACCUCUCUGUGUCUUAUAUUGUGAAAUACACUACCAGUGAAAGAUUGGACACACUUUGGCCUCGUUUACACAGUUUUUUUUUUUCGAUGCCCACUUCCUAUUUGUUGCCUAAAUCAGAUUUUUUUGACCGUGCGUUUACAUGUUCUCUUAAUUGUGACCCAUAUCUGAUUCAUGUGUUUACACUUGUCACACAAUUUACCACAUUGCGCAUGCGUAAAGGCGGGCUCUAGCAUCACCAGCCAAGAUGGAAGAAAUUGUCUUGCUUUUAGCUCUGCGAAAUAUGCGAAGUUCACCCAACUUGAAAAUAAACAUUUAAAAUGAAGUUUUAAAAUAAAAUUUUGAGGCGGAGGAGGAGGGAAAGGGCUGUCUUUGCAGGUUGCGCCUAUGGUUUAUAUAUAGUGUCCUCCACUGACUCAUCCAAAGGGCAAGAAGGCAGGUAACUUCUGUCGUUGAACACUGACCACUUUCCUCCUUCAUGUUUCCUCGCAUUGGCGUCUCCAUAUACGCUCUUCCUUCUUCGUCUACUAUUGUCGCAAGUUUAAUGACGUACAAAACAGAAUGCCUUAAUAAAUCCGAUCUGCCUGUUUACGUGUUAGUCGCAUUGUCACAUAUCUGAUUUAUUUCCACAUAUGAAGGAGGCCUGAAAUUGAUCUCUGAAUAUCCAAAUGCAUGUGUUUUUUUUUUCGUGUUUACACGGUUAUAGAACAGAUCCAACCUUUGUCACAUAUCAACAAAAAAUUGGAAUCGGGUCACAUUGAACUGGCAGUGUAAAUGCGGCCUUUGCUAAAUGCUAAUUACAUAGGAUUAGUAUUUUGACUUAACUUCAAAUUGAUAGGCUGUUUUCAAGGCAAUCACAUUAGCUAGCCUUAUUUUGUUGACACUAACACAGGCAGGGACUUGAUAUCCCAUUGUCCCUGAAUACUGGAAAUAUAAAACCGUGCAAGGUUAAAGAAAAAUGAUCCAAAUGACAUCAGGUUAAACAAGAACCAACUUUGUAUCUGUUUGUUUUCUGUAAAAGCCUGAAACUUUGAGAGAUUUCACUUUAAAAAGCCAACAUUGUCAAUAAAUGAAUAAACUUUUUGUUUAUG
Molecule: messenger RNA, 2157 nt
Organism: Danio rerio (zebrafish)
Lineage: Eukaryota; Metazoa; Chordata; Actinopteri; Cypriniformes; Danionidae
Gene: sh3bgr
Product: SH3 domain binding glutamate-rich protein
Source: RefSeq, marked validated